GCUAGGGACUGCAGUUACGGAUCAUGGCUUCUCCGGUACCCGGGAUUAUUAUCAUCGCUGCAUCUGUCAGUAGAAAAGAGUUCUAGAAACUGAGAAAUCAUGGCGGAGAGGUCACCGCUUCCCACUGACAGAGGAAGUGUAGACAACAUAUUUACCCCCCUGAAUGAAGAGAAUCUUGAUACAGGCCCAAGAACACUUCGACAUUCUGGCAGGCUGGAAUGGGUGGAGAUUAUUGAGCCUCGAACCCGGGAACACAUGUAUGCCAACCUUAUAACAGGGGAAUGCGUGUGGGAUCCACCAUCUGGGGUGAAAAUCAAGCGUACAAAUGAAAACCAGUGGUGGGAGCUGUUUGAUCCAAACACGUCACGAUUUUAUUAUUACAAUGCUACUACACAAAGAACUGUAUGGCAUCGGCCGCAGAACUGUGACAUCAUUCCACUGGCCAAACUGCAGACCCUGAAGCAGAACACAGAGUCGCCUAGGGCUUCAGCAGAAAACAGCCCUGGCCGGAGCAGCAAUAUCAGUCGAGAAGGAAGCACCAGCUCAUCCCUAGAUCAGGAACUGGAGAGCAGCGAAAAGGAACAGAUGAGAUCCAACCGACAGGCAAGCAUUCAUUCCAUGGGAAAAGAAGAAGCAGAAAGGGCAUCACCUGUUCGGUGGAAUACAGGCACCAAAGAAAGAAUGCUUAUCAAGGUUACUGACCGAGAGCCCAGCUAUCUUUUACAUCAAGGAAAUGGCUUUACUCCAGAUAACCAGCAAGGCACUCGUCCCCGCAGGCUUUCUGGCAAUCAGCAGUCUCCACUCAUGCAGAAUUUUGCUUUGGACACUGACAAUGUGAUAAUUUACACGGAAAGAAAAUCACCAUUCUUGAAACGAGCAGAACUCACAGGACCUUGCUCCCCUAUGGUCUCAAGGGGAGACAGUUUUCAUUCACCUAUUCAAUCUCAACACAGAAAGCAUUCUAAUGAAUCUCAGCCAUCAUCACCACGGUAUGCAUAUGAGCCUCCCUUGUAUGAAGAACCUCCCAUGGAAUACCAGGCACCCAUCUAUGAUGAACCACCAAUGGAGAUGCAGUGCGAUGCUUCUGGGAAUUAUAGGGUUGGCUCUCCGCAAAAAUCACCAGGUCGCAAGCCUCAACAAUUCCUUUAUUCUCCAAAACAGGGACAAAAUUCUCCAUAUCAACAACUUAUCCUGACUAAACAAAAAUGUCCAGAUAAAUUUAUGAGUCUAGACUACAGUCCAGCAGGCAAAGAAUAUGUUAGGCAGCUGGUUUAUGUUGAACAGUCAGGUUCAAGCCCCAAACUCAAAACAGUCUCUAAACAUAGGUACUCACCAAACCCAAGUGGUGGCUCAUACUCAUUGCAGCAUAGUCAAUCACUGAUAAGGGAACAACGUCUUGAAAUUAGGUCAGGUGACUAUAGCAGCAUGGAGGGAUCAGAUAUGCAGUAUAGUCAUGCAUGUGGACAGAUGUCUCAUGAGGAUUCAAUGUCCUGGUCCAGCCAGCAGGACACCAUGUCCUCUACUGGUUGCUCACCUGGCUCAAGAAAGCGAAAAAGUCGGAAGCCUUCCUUGACUCUGGAGCCUAACACAGGCACAGUAGACAGUUCUACAGAUCAGAGCACACUGAGUGAUCGCUUGAUAGCUGAAGAGAGGAAUUCACCCUUUGGUAACAGACUACAGUCAAACAGGACUGACAAUAAAACAUCUGAGGUUGAAAUGGCGCGUGCUUAUCCUGAAACUUUCAUGGCACAAGCAAGGCUAGCAUGGGAGGCACAGCAAGCCCACCAUCAUAUGAAGCAGAGAAGUAGCUGGGACUCUCAGAAAGAUGCUUCUGGUUAUGAAAGUGAUGGUGCAGUGCCCUUGCCAAUGCCAGGUCCGGUUGUACGGGCUUUCAGUGAAGAUGAGGCCCUGGCCCAGCAUGAUUGUAAACAUUGGAAACGAAACACCUUUGAGAAGCUGGGGUUCCCUCAAGUACUUUUGGAGAAGAGCGUUUCAGUUCAGACUAACCUGGCUUCUCCAGAGCCAUACUUACAUCCAUCCCAGUCUGAAGACCUUGGUGCCUGUUCUCAAUUUGAUGGCAGCCGGCAGAACCGGAACAUGAUGCCUAGUGCUAGCUGUGUUUUUCCUACAUUCACUUUGCGGAAGCCCUCUUCAGAGACAGAUAUUGAAAACUGGGCUUCCAAACACUUCAAUAAGCAUACCCAAGGGCUCUUCAGACGCAAGGUCUCGAUUGCAAACAUGCUAGCCUGGAGCAGCGAAUCCAUUAAGAAGCCCAUGAUAAUGACUAACGAUAGAAAUGUCAAAAAAGAGGCCUGUGAGAUCUUUAAGCUGAUUCAAAUGUACAUGGGUGACCGGAAAGCAAAGGCGGACCUUCUUAAUGUGGCCUUGGAGAUUGUCACCAAAGGCUGGAGCAUGCAGGGUCUGCGGGAUGAGUUAUAUAUACAGCUGUGCAGGCAGACAACUGAGAACUUCCGAUAUGACAGCCUGGCACGUGGCUGGGAAUUGAUGGCAAUCUGUUUGGCUUUCUUUCCUCCUACUCCUAAGUUUCAUUCCUAUUUGGAAGGAUAUAUAUACAGGCAUAUGGAUCCAGUGAAUGACACAAAAGGUGUGGCUAUCAGCUCUUUUGCCAAGUAUUGUCACAAUAAGCUACAGAAAGCUGCACUUAUGGGAGCGAAAAAGGGACUGAAGAAACCAAAUAUUGAUGAGAUCAGACAUGCAAAGACUGUGAUUUUCAAUCCAUCCAUGUUUGCAAGCUCAUUGGAGGACAUCAUGAGCAUGCAAAAGGAGAGAUAUCCAGAUCGACAGUUACCAUGGGUGCAGACCAGAUUAUCUGAGGAAGUACUGGCGCUCAAUGGUGACCAAACUGAAGGCAUUUUCAGGGUUCCUGGAGACAUUGAUGAGGUUAAUGCAUUGAAGUUGCAGGUAGACCUAUGGAAAGUCCCCACAGGGCUUGAAGACCCCCAUGUUCCAGCUUCACUUUUGAAACUGUGGUAUCGAGAACUGGAAGAGCCGCUGAUCCCACAUGAAUUUUAUGAACAGUGCAUCACUCACUAUGAAAACCCAGAGGCAGCCAUUGAUGUCAUCCACUCACUGCCGAAGAUCAACAAACUCGUGCUGUGCUACCUCAUCCGGUUCCUGCAGGUGUUUGCUCAGCCUGCCAAUGUCACUGUCACCAAGAUGGAUGUCAACAAUCUGGCCAUGGUAAUGGCCCCAAACUGCCUACGCUGCCAGUCAGAUGACCCACGAAUCAUCUUUGAGAACACACGAAAAGAAAUGUCCUUUAUUCGGGUACUGAUCCAGCACUUGGACACAAGUUUCAUGGAAGGAGUUCUAUAGCAAAGAGGAAACCAACUGAGACACUGAACAUAGAACGAGCAAAUGUGACUUGACUUAAUUCAAAAUCUAUUUAAGAAAGCUCAAAGGGAAAUUGCUGUAGAAAUUAGUUAAGUCUUGUUCCGCAAGAUAAAUGCUCGGUCCUGUGCUGCUCGUCUCUUUCACAGACUUAAGUUUGCUGGUAUUAGGGACCAAGGAAGCAGCUGCCAUCUGGGCAUUUUUUAGUCCAUACAGUGAGGUAUCACCAAGACCAUACAGCCAAGGGCUAACAAACACAUCUGAUGGGCUAGUUCCCAAGGCCAGAAACAGAGACACCCACUGUUAAUGCCCUGCUUGUCAUGACUCAAAAGACCUUUUAAAGUUUGAAAUCUACAAAUGUCUUUUUAAUGGAGUUUGAAUUGAGCAGGGUAAAUUGUAUUAUUUAUUUUUUUACUUAUUUAUUUUAUUUUAUUAUUUUUUGCAAGUGUUGGUCUGACAGGAUGGAUCAUAAAUCAAAUUGUAGUGGAGUGCUUAGCACACUUUUCCACAAAGAACAUCCACAGAGAUAAAAUGUGCAACAGCUUACAACAACACAGCACACAUCAAGAUGCUUUAGUUCUUACUGGGUUUAUUACAGUUGCUACACAAGUGAAUCAAUGCAUAGUGAAAACUUGGGAUCUUCUGCUGUGAAAGUGACUAGCAGUUCUUACAUAAUGGAAGAUACUACACAUAUGAUACAAAACUGGAGCACUGCAGUGCUGAAGGAAAGCAAUCGUGCAAAUGACAUCUGAUUUGUACUGGCUUUUGUUUCCAUUACAUUGCCACUGUCUGUUCGUCUUCUCAUUGGAUAGUUAUUACAAUACUGUAUAACAGAUAGAUGUUUAUAUAAUACUGGUAUUUAGCAACCCAUGUGGAAGUAAUGUGGAAAGCAUUUCAUUUGACAUUACAGAUGAUUUUUGGUUUCAGGUAAAUAGGUGUAUGUGUAUUUACUGUUUCCUUUCAAUAUUCCCAGUAGCAAAGCCCCUCUUUCCUGCUUCCCUCCCACCCCUUGCACAGAUAAGUGGAUAGUCCAUCUUCAUUACCUGUAAUUGAACCUGCAGGAGAGAUCAGUAAUCUUGUUUGCACUUAGCACCAGCAUAACUCUCCGGGUUAAGUGGCAGAGGAGUAUAAAUCUCAGGUUUAGUGAGCAUGUUGUUUCCUAACACACUGAUCAUAAAAGUCCUUUUUAUCAAAAUUAUUGUCACACUAUAAAAUAAACAAGAAAACAUAUCAGGCAGAUUCCUUACAUCAGAGGGCCUCAGGGAUGCUGUGAUGUUUACCAGAAGUAUGCUUAUUUCAGUGCAUGCUGUGAAAUUUAUAACCACGUCUGUGUAGUUUGACCACCAAUGUGCAGUGAAUAAGACAAUCAAGAAUAUGCAGCUGCAAACAUCUAGUAAGUGAUUUUGAGCCAGAAGCCCCAGUCCCUCAAUAGGGUAAAGCGGGGAGUAGAGACCACUGCCCUCUUUUUUAAUAUGUAAAUACUGGAACCAGAACCAAAACCAAAACCAGUGCAAGUACUUCAACAAAUGUUAUACAUACAGCACUGCCUGUAGAACCAAACUUCUUACAGUUCCAUAGCUCAUAAUAUAAGGCACCAUGUAAAUUAUCUCUGUGUUCCAUUGACUAAUUCAGAUUAAACUUAAAGUAACAUGGGUACCUAUCAGAAUUUCAAGAACUGAAACUGAGAAUUCUGAAAUUUCAUAAAUUCUGAAUUUUUUCAGUUUCCUUUGAUGUGCAGUGUGGUUAGAAGCAUGCUUAGCAGUUGGAGAUGAAGGAGCUUGACAGAAGACCGCUCCGAAAGCAAUGGUUUUCAAAUCAAGUAUUUUUAAAACUUCAGAACUCACAACUUAAGUUAUUGAAAUUUGGAGUGGGAGCCACAGCUUUAUAAGGAACGAAGACAUCUUCCACUGGAGAUAACAAAGGUCAUGUGUAGAAUAUACAGAUUUUAUUCUCAUUUUGAAUGACUAGAGUAUCAUAAAUUAGUCGGAGCAUUAGCUAGUCUCUUUAAAGCAAGGUGUGGACUUAAAGAGCAACUGAGUAGAUGGGACUAAUGAAAUGGGGUACAAAUACAUUGCGAUGAAGGCAACUUUGAAUAUAAUUACAUUGUUAUAUAAAUAAGAUUAAAAUACAUCAGUUCACUAAGCAGCUGUUUUACUUCCAGCCAUAACAGACACUUGCAUCAGAUCCCUUGUCCCAACUGCUACAGUUGAGGACACUAUAUAUGUGUCAUUAACCAAAUGCAAGAAGUACUGCUUACAAGAAAAUAUUUCAGCAUUUUCCAACAUGAAGAAAGCAACUUUUUCUACUUCCUAGUUCUAACAAUGUUACUGCAUUACUGCAACAGAAAACAUGUUUUGACUGAAAAUACAGAAAUACAGGUCAGUUUAAUAUACUUCAAUGUAUUUACAAGAGUGCAAAAAUGGCAGACACCACCAAAAUAAUCAGUAAGGGUACUGUACAUGGCAAUAUAUUUCAACUUGUUUCCAACAAUAAUAACUAAGGCUGAACAUUGUGCUUGAAAUCUUCAACUCCAUCCCCAGUAACCAUAGUGGCUCCACCUUGCUAUGGUGUCUUCAGUUGUCCCUGUCUGUAUGGAUUUACUGAAUCUAUAUAAACAGGGACAUCUGACUAUAUGUAUUUAUUGAAUUCAUUAUUAUGAAUUCUGAAUACACUGAUUCCUCAAAGAAAUGAAAUAAGAUUAUAUGAAGCUUUAGAUUGUGAAAUACAUUUAGUAUUCCAGUCAUGGCUUAGAAUAACUGUUUACUAGCAGUAUGAACUCAUAAACAAAAAAGUCUACACUUCACAGCCUUUACUGCAUUUUUAAUAUUACAUUUUUGAUUUAAUGGUUAAGGUGUUUGCCUCACAGGCACAAAGUAAAACGUCUGAUUCUCACCUUUAUCACUAUUUGGUUAUUGGCUAGCCAUGUAAUGGUUUGCAGACAGAUUGCUUAGUAUGUUUAUCUUUGGACUUGUCUAACCUUGUCUGCUGAGUAUUCAUUUGCUAGACAUCAUUAAGUGGAUUUCUUAUUCUUUAUGCUACACCAGAAAGACCUUUAGCAUACAACCACUGCAUAAUUAGUUAACUAAGUCUUUUCAGACAUGUUGUCAUUGAAUGUCCUGUACAUGGUAGAUAACCUUCAAUACUGAAAGUUAUCUAACAAAAAAGAACCAAAAUAGCUCAGACUAAAACAGCACAAGAAUGUUUACCCAACUUUAUUUUACCAUACACAAUCUGGUAACUUGUAAUUUUUCCUUCAAGUGAUCUAAUACAGCAGUAAACCACAACAGUUUAAAUAACAGGCCCAGUUAAUAAUCAAACAACCAUCACACA
Messenger RNA from Protopterus annectens (West African lungfish), 6681 nucleotides. It is a transcript of the gene ARHGAP39, whose product is annotated as Rho GTPase activating protein 39. The record is from RefSeq and is a predicted model, not a curated record. Gene Ontology annotation, molecular function: protein binding; GTPase activator activity. Gene Ontology annotation, cellular component: cytoskeleton; cytoplasm. Gene Ontology annotation, biological process: signal transduction. The transcript is spliced from 10 exons. Lineage: Eukaryota; Metazoa; Chordata; Ceratodontiformes; Protopteridae. Bases 100 to 3336 code for a protein of 1078 amino acids.